This is a messenger RNA of Dermatophagoides pteronyssinus (European house dust mite), 3113 nucleotides long. RefSeq lists its product as uncharacterized. The record is from RefSeq and is a predicted model, not a curated record. Lineage: Eukaryota; Metazoa; Arthropoda; Arachnida; Sarcoptiformes; Pyroglyphidae.
AUGAUGAUAUUGAUAAUGAUAUUCUUUUGUCAAAUUCAUUCAAAGCAUCUUCCAAACAUUUUAUUAUGGAAGAAAUAAUGAAUUGUGAUAUAGUUCAUGGUAUUAUAUAUGAUUCAUUACGUGUUGUAUUUGCCUUAUCAUUAUUAGCAAUAAUUAUAUCAUUAUUUUCAAUGAUAACAUUAUUUAAAUUAUCUACACAUGAAAAACGUAAAUUAUAUUUUCAAAAUCAAUUAGCUAUUGCUCGUAAUCAUCAUCGUCAUCAAUAUCAAUCACAGAUUCAAUCACAAUCAAUUAAUUAUCAACGAUCAUUAGCAAACUAUGAUCAGUGUCCUGCCACAUCUACGACAACAGCAGUAACUACAAAGCAUCAAACGUCCACAAAUCAAUUCAACCAUCCAUCAUCAUCAUUUCCAUCAACAACAAAUUUUAAAUGUCUUUCUGCCGAUUUUUCAUCACAAGAUUUAUUAAUUGAUAAUCCAAAUCACCAUCAUCAAACAUUUAAAUCAACAACUGUUUCAAAUACACCUGCUAAUGAUUAUCCGGAUGAAAUGUUAUUAUUUUCACCGAAUAGAAAAUUAGAACGAAAAGAUAAAAUAUGGUCAUCAUCACAAUCGACAACAAAUUUUCAAACAAUUUCAGAUAAUAAACAAUAUCGAUCAUCCGAUAUAAACAACAAUAAUCAUCAACAAUCAACAUCAAAUUUACGAAGAUAUAUGAGCGUUAUAUUGGAUACACCAUCAAAUGUACAAUCAUAUGUAUGGCGUAAAUUGAAUUCAUUGAAAAAUAUUCAAAAACAAGAUAAUUCUAUGCAGCAUGAUGAUGAUGCUGAUGAUUCAACAUUUUCACAUCAUCAUCAUCAUCAUCGUCGUAAACAUCCACUACUUCCACCUCCUCAUAUGGCUAUACCACGAUUUUCAGUAUCACAACUGUCCAAUAUGAAUGCUAAUAAUUCGAUAAAUUCUAAAUCCAUUUUGAAAACUUCAUCAUCAUCAUCUACAUAUAGUAAUGAAUCGUCUUCCAAUUUAGGAUCAAAUUCCAGUUUUAAUAAAAGUCAAACAAUUCGUUAUCAAUUAAAUACUGCCAAUAAUAAUGUAGAAUUAUUAUUAUUACCAAAUCAACAAACAAAUUUGAUUUUUUCGAAAAAUUCAUCAAAUGAUGAUAUAGAAUCUGGUCAUCAAUUUGAAACGAAUGUAAUUUUAUUUAAUAAUGUUGAACAAUCACGUACUGAUUUUACUUCUAAAUAUUGUCAACAAUCAUUACAAUCAGUUGAUAAUUCUAUUCAUAGUUCUAAUGAAUCAACUGAAAAUCAUUCAAAAUGGUCAAAAUAUUUGAAUGAUUUUGCCAAUUCAUUUGAAUGUAUUGAUGAAGAUGAAGGAGAAUUGGCUAAAGGAUUUGUACAAGUGCCGAAUGCAAUAUCCAUUCAACCAACAACACAACCAUAUAUAAGUUAUUUUAAUCCAUUUGAAUCUUCAACCAUUAAUCAAUCAUCAAACAAAGAACAAUCAACAGAUAUUGAUCAUUCACCGGACAAUCAUAAUUUUGAAUUAAUGAAUGGAGAAGAACAAAAUCGACAACAACAACAACAACCAAGUUUAGUUGAUGUUUUUACAUUUGCAUCAAGUAUCGGUAAUAGUACUGAAUAUCAUCAACAAAUAUAUACAACAUUUGAAGAAGCAUUUAAAAAUUAUUAUGAUUCACAAAAUCGUAUUAGUAAUAAUAAUUAUUAUACACUACCAUUGAAAACAAAUAUUCAUACAAAUGUUAAUAAAGAUAAUUAUCAUCGUCAUCGUAAUCAACGUCAUCAACGAAAUUGUGGACAAUCGAAUAAUCAACAACAGCCGAAACAACAACAACAAUAUUCAACAACAAAGAAUGGAUUAUCUAAUCAAACCAAACAGAUAGCAAAACAAGAACCAAUUGUUGUUAAUAAUCAUCCCGAAUCAAUGGAAGAGAUUCCAUUUCAUGUUGCAAUUAUUGAACCACCUAAAGAUUAUCAAAAUCUUUUUCCUGUUAAUCAACAACAACAACAAGAAUUAGAUAAUGACAAUAACAAUAAUAAUGAGAAAAGGGAACAGCCAACACAGACUCAACCAACAACCAAUCAAUCAAUACACAAUCCAUAUCGUUAUUGGCUUGAACAAAUAAAUCAAUCAAAAUUGAAUCAAAUUUUACAAAACAAUAAUAAUGAUGGUGGUGGUGGUGGUUCAAUGAAUAAUCCUGUAUUUAUCGAUGAAGAUGAUGAUGAUGAUUGUUGUGAAGAUGAUGAUGACGAUGAUAACGAAGACGAUGACGACGACGAUGAUGAUGAUGAUGAAGCCGAUGGUGCUGGUGAUACAUCAACAUCACAAGAUAUUGCCGAUUUUGAAUUAGAAUUAGAUGAUGAACCAAUUAAAUUUAUUAGUGAAGAAGAUUUUAAAAUAUUAAUAUCGAAUCCUACAAGCCUUAAAAAAUUAGAAAUUUUUCAUCGUUCGAUUAAUUUGGAUACAAAAACAGCAAUGAAUAAUGUUGAACAAAUGAUGAUGAUAAAUCAAAAUGAAGAUCAAAAUCAAAAUCAAAAUCAAAAUACAAUCAUAACUAGAUUGCCAAAUAAUAAUCAUCAAAUAAAAAAAUCAUCCGAAACAAUGAAUAAUAAUAAUCCUAAUAAUGAAAAACUGGUAGUAGUUGAACAAUCUCCAAUUACUGUAGAUAAAUCACCAGUUGAUUUACUUGAAAUGAAUAUGAAUCUAUUAAAACGUCGUGUUCAAGAACAAAUGUUAAAUAUUAAUCAGCAGAAUAAAAAAAAUGAUUGUGGUUUUGAUGGUUUUCGUAAAGGUUGUUUCGAUGAUGAUGGUGAUGAUAAUGAUGAUUCAUCAGAUGAUACAUCCACUUCUACCGGUACAGCAUCAUCAUUAUCAACAUGUAAUGGUAAUGAUGGUCAAGUUAAUCAAGAUGCACUUGAAAGUACUGAUGAAGAAAAUUCAAUUACAGCUGAAUUUAUAAAACCACCAACGCCUUUUACUAAUUAUUUAUUCGAAUCUUAAUAGAAUUUAUUAUUAUAAAAAAAUUAUAAAUUUAAAAAAACAAAGAUACAAUUCAUUCGAAUUAUUACAAUAUUGGCCAUCAUUUUUUAACAA